Aureobasidium musti is the source of this 1562-nucleotide messenger RNA. NCBI's taxonomy places the organism in Eukaryota, Fungi, Ascomycota, Dothideomycetes, Dothideales, Saccotheciaceae. The record is from the annotation of a GenBank genome assembly.
UGCCCGAGGCAAGAGUCCUGAUCGUGAUUACAGGAGGCACGAUAUGCAUGCAACCAUCUGAGAAUGGUCUUGUUCCGAAUGGCCUCGCUCCUCGACCUUCAUUCAACGAUGGCUCGUAUCCUGAGCCACUCGAGAUCGUGACAGAUGGAAAAGGCACUCGCAAAGCUGUACAAAGUUUGCGCACUCCAACAAGCACUUAUGGUCGGCAGGUCCGAUACAGUGUUCUGGAAUUCGACCAACUACUCGACAGCAGCAGCAUCGAUGCCGAAGGCUGGGACCAGAUUGCCAGAACUAUUGAGCGAAACUACCAGCUCUAUGAUGGCUUUGUAGUCUUGCACGGAACCGACUCAUUGGCCUACACCAGCAGUGCUCUCAGCUUCAUGCUUCAAAAUCUCGGAAAGCCCGUCAUUCUUACCGGCUCACAAGCGCCAAUGAUGCAGUUGCAGAACGAUGCCCAGGACAACCUGCUAGGUGCUCUUGUUGUUGCAGGUCAUUUCAUGAUUCCUGAGGUUUGCUUGUUCUUCAACUUCAAGCUCUUCAGAGGCAACCGUGCGACUAAAGUGUCAGCCGACGAUUUUAAUGGAUUCGCCAGCCCGAACAUGCCACCUCUUGCCACUAUCAGCAGUUUGAGAACCAACGUCAGCUGGGAUCUUGUCUACAGGCCGAGAAUUGUGAACCCCUUCUGUGUGCACUCGAAUCUGGAUACCGCCCACGUAGCCUGUCUGCGCGUCUUCCCUGGUAUCAAGCCAGAGAUGGUGGAUCUGUUCCUGCGUACAGAAGGACUUAAGGGUUUAGUGCUCGAAACGUUCGGUGCUGGCAACACGCCUGGAGGACCGGAUUCACCUAUGACUAGAGUUUUGGCAGACGCCGUCAAGCGUGGCAUUGUCAUUGUCAAUGUUACACAGUGUCUCAGCGGUAGUGUCAGCCCACUGUAUGCUCCAGCAACCUAUCUUGGACGUGCAGGUGUGGUGUUCGGUCAGGACAUGACCACAGAAGCCGCUCUGACAAAACUUUCGUACCUACUUUCAAUCCCUGGAUCAACCCNNCCCGAGGACGUGGCCAAGCAGAUGCACAACUCGCUCAGAGGUGAACUGACAGAAAGAGGACGAACUCACUUUCAACACCCUACUAGCGGCACUCUGACUCCCGAGAUUUCGAGUCUGACUGCACUUGGAUAUGCUAUUCAAGAUGGAGAUGCUCUGAGCGUGAGAGACGUUGUCAGAGGUGAGAAUCGCUGGCUUCUGAACGAUGUGGACUAUUCAGGAAAUACUCCCGUUGUAAGUCAUGGCUCUUCUUCGAAGGAUCUUUUAAGCGGAGAUUCUACCGGGCCAAACGUUGAUGUACUGAAAGAGAUGCUCAAUCUUGGAGCUAGCGUUCAUUUGCGCAACCGUAAUGGGCGCACGCCUCUGUUCGUUGCUGCGCACGCAGGAUUAGCUCAACACGUCGAGGCCUUGAGGGAAGCUGGUGCACAUCUGCACUCUGACGAGCUGGACACAGCAAAGAUAUUCGCAAAGUCCGACCCUCACCCAGACGUCUGGAAUCUUGCUGGUGUUGAAGAACUG